This is a messenger RNA of Centruroides sculpturatus (bark scorpion), 2461 nucleotides long. RefSeq names its product heparan sulfate 2-O-sulfotransferase 1-like. Gene Ontology annotation, cellular component: membrane. The record is from RefSeq and is a predicted model, not a curated record. The transcript has 7 exons. Lineage: Eukaryota; Metazoa; Arthropoda; Arachnida; Scorpiones; Buthidae. Gene Ontology annotation, molecular function: heparan sulfate 2-sulfotransferase activity. Bases 172 to 1290 code for a protein of 372 amino acids.
GCUAUCCACUUAAGUUGUUUUGUAAUGUAGUAUAUAAUACAAACUUUUGAAGUCAUCUUUGAAUUAAUUGUUCGUUUGAAAUUAUGAUUGCGACAGUGCAAACAAAAAGAUACUUUAUAAUAAUUAUGUGCAGCUAGGAUAGUUUAAAGCGUAAAUAUUGGGUUUUUCCAAAUGAGAAGGUUGAAGUUGGUACUGCUCAGGAUGAUGCAAGGAAAAUGGGCUUACUUUUUCAUCAUUCUUAUUGUAGCUUUAAUAACAAUUUUUGCUUUUUAUACUCAUAUACGAUCCGAUAUUGCACGUUUAGAUGAUGCUAGGAAGAAACUAGCUAUUACUGUAGCAGAACUUCAGUUGCAUAAUGGAAAGGAACAAAAUUCUAAAAUAAUAACAAAUCCCAUGAUGUCAAUGUUACAGGAAGAUUAUAGUGUUUCAAAUUCCAUGGAGAAUGCAGUUAUUAUUUAUAAUCGUGUGCCAAAAACUGGAAGCACAAGUUUUAUGGGGAUUGCGUAUGAUCUUUGCAAUCGUAAUAAGUUUCAUGUUCUUCAUAUAAAUACCACCAAAAAUUCUCAUGUUCUUUCCCUUUCAGAUCAGGCAAGAAUUGUACAAAAUAUAACAUCUUGGAGGUUAAAAAAGCCUGCUAUAUAUCAUGGACAUAUGGCAUUUUUAGACUUUCAGAGAUUUGGUAUUAAAGAGCAACCAAUUUAUAUAAAUCUUAUUAGAAAACCUUUAGAUCGAUUUAUUUCUUAUUACUAUUUUCUACGCUAUGGAGAUAAUUUCCGACCUCAUGUUGUUCGAAGACGCCAAGGAAAUAAAAUGACAUUUGAUGAAUGUGUGGAAAAACAAGAGAAAGAGUGCAAUCCUGAAAAUUUAUGGCUCCAAAUUCCAUUUUUCUGUGGCCAUGCAUCAGAAUGUUGGCUUCCAGGUAGUGAAUGGGCUUUGUCUCAAGCCAAACAGAAUUUGAUUGAACAUUAUUUAUUAGUUGGAGUAACAGAAGAAAUUCAAGAUUUUAUUUCUCUUCUUGAAGUAACACUUCCUAGAUUUUUUAAAGGUGCUACAACACUUUAUAAUGAAGGUAAAAAAUCUCAUUUGAGAAAAACUUUUAAUAAAAUGGAUCCAUUACCUGAAACUGUAACAAAGAUUCAACAAACAAAAAUUUGGCAAAUGGAAAAUGACUUUUAUGAUUUUGCUCUUCAACAAUUCCAUUUUAUUAGAAAAAGGACAUUAACAAUAAAAAAUGGGGUUGUGAGUGAUAAAGGGCAGCAGUUUAUGUAUGAAAAAGUUCGACCCAGGUGAUUUUUGUUAUGUUUGUAUUUUUUACAAGAAUUUAAUAAUCAACUUAAAGCACUUUAAGAAAAAAUAAUGGAGUAUAUAAAUAUAUACAGAUUUAGCACAAAAAUUAUAUGAUGUUUCUCAUUAAAAAUUAAAAAGUUUAUACAAAUUAUCAAAAAUAUUAUAAUGUUUAUCUUCCUUUUACAUGUAAUAGCUGUGAUGAUUUUUUUUUUAAAUUUAUUUCUUUCGUAUAAGGGAAAUUUUUGCCAUCUAAAAGUAGAACUUGAUAUUCUGGUUAGAGUAUUACUGUUCUAGAAAAUAUCUAGAGUAUGAAUGAUUAUAAAUCUUUAUCAGUCAUUUUAACAAAUAAAUGGCCAGUAAUAAUUUUUUAAAUUUCUUUUUACUUAUUUUUGGUAAAUAAGUUAUAAAUUGUUUAUCCAUUACAGUUUUCAGGUAGAAUUCAUUUAACAAGAAAAUAAGUUAAACUAUUGCAUUUAUACAAAAUUCUAUAAAAAUCAAACAAAGUGUGUUUUUUAUCAGCUGACUUGUAUGAUUACUGAACAUUGAUAUUGUGUAUUAUUUUAAUUAUGUUAGAUUCAACAGAGCCAGAAUGAUUUUAUGAUGAUUUAUCAGAUUCCAAUAUAAAUUUGACAAAUCAUCAUGAAUUUGAAAAGCAUCAUGAUAUAGGAUACAACAAAACUCAAGUUUUGUUGAUUAACUACUGCAACAUAUUCUAUGUUGUUGUAAUUAAUCAACAAAAGUAUACAGUAGUAAUUAAUCAACUAAAACUUGUUAUAAGAAUGCAAUAGUUAUUCAUAGAUUUGACUAAUAUACAAGAAAUGUAGGUUAUAAUGAGACUAACCUGAAAUGAAAGUAAAAGCUUGUAAUGUAACAAUAAACUUAGUAUACUUUAUUAACAUUUUUUUUAUUCAUAAUAGUACAUUCCAUAAAUGAUUUUAUCCAUACUUUUUACAAAAUAUAUGGAAUAAUAAAAGAAAACUAGUUAAACAGAAAUUUGGAAAAUUUUUCUUUAAAUAGAUUUAUAUUUGAAUGCAAGAAUUUCACUUUUGUACUAAAUGGUACUAUCUGAAAAUCUUGUAAUGAAAAGAUAAAAAUAUUUUAUUAAGUAACAAUGCAUAUAAUGUUUUAAUAAAUUAAAAUUUAUUUUUAUGUGCUUGUUUUAAGCUAUUAUAUU